UGGGACCCGUCCGCGGCGCGUCUUGGUCUGGUCGCUACGAAACAUCUGCACCUGUCUCCACACAGCAUGAAUCUAGUGAUUUGUCCAGAGUUUUCGAUCGUCAUUGAAACAGCAUCUGAUCGUCAAGGGUCUUUGCAAUCUAACUGGCCCCCGAGAUCUUCGUCCAUACCACGAUAAGGGAUAUCGCCAACGGCGAACGCUCCAUAUCAUUGCAUACCAUGUCAUCGGCAUCCCAGGUUCAGAGCGGCUGCCGACAUGAGGCUCACCUCGAGUCAAGCUCUGUAAAGCUGCAGACAUGGGCUAGGCUCGGAAUCCAAGGGCGAUUCCGUCCCCACAAGGCAAAGCACGCAAGGCACAUCUGGUCUAAAAUUACGGGGCGCUUCGAGACGUCCACCAGGAGCUGUCUGCAGCAGGGCUCUCAUUUCCCCAGACUUUUGAACUCUACCCCGCGCGCAUCUCAAGGCACCAGGCACACACGGCUAGCAACAGGACGCCGAGGGCAGAUACCAUGUUUAGUAGGCAUGAUGUGCGCCCUGACGGGACGAACUGGAGUGCUUGUUACCUCAGAAAAAUCGCUGAGUGGGUGGAGCCGGACUCGAGCACACACGAGCGCCAAAGUAGUACCUCUGGCCGAUGCGUGUGUCUCUUGGCUUCACCGGCACGUGCACGACAACCAAUGCGGAAAACCAGCGGUUCAAUCAUCGGUCAGAAGCGCGAGCCGUCGGAGGAAACAUCUGAGACGGCGCCUCUACGAAGUAAACACGCCGUUCUGAAGGGCAUUGUUUUUGGGGUAUCAAAUUAGGCAGCCAUGCGAGAUGAGCGCCGACCAAGAUACCCGCGGGCAGAGCAGUAGCGGCGGAGUGGUGCUCAGCCACCAGGCAUUGGCUGCACGAUCAGAGAUCGUCAGGCGGAGCACUUGUCAUGGUAGUUGCAAACCGCUUAAGGGACUGACAUGAGACAAUUCAGGAGUAUGUACCUACGGGCGUUGCGGCCAGGACAGGCAGCGGG
Molecule: messenger RNA, 1008 nt
Organism: Didymella exigua CBS 183.55
Lineage: Eukaryota; Fungi; Ascomycota; Dothideomycetes; Pleosporales; Didymellaceae
Exons: 1
Coding region: 219-773 (184 amino acids)
Source: RefSeq, a predicted model, not a curated record